AAAAAAUUUGUAGUUAUUUGUCUCAAAUUUUUACUCCCCCAUUGUUUGUUAUAUAUGAAGUCCUUUUUCCUUUUAUCUUAUCUCCACAGUAGCACACACAGGCUAAUGCUUUGUAUCAAAAUCUUAAAAAAAUGACAAAAACUGCAAUUGUCCUGCUGAUCGAAGAUGCUGAAGAGAUGGAAGUGGUCACACCGGUGGACAUCCUCAGGCGGGCAGGUGUCAAAGUGACAAUCGCCGGCAUUGCAGGGAGCUCGCCUGUCAGAUGCAGCAGGGAUAUUUAUAUAGUUCCUGACGAAUCCCUUGAGAGCGCCGUCACCAAAGGCCCUUAUGAUGCUGUUAUCUUGCCUGGUGGCCGGAUAGGCUCAAAGAAUCUAGCAGAUUCGGAAGCUGUUGGUGCUUUGGUGAGGCAGCAGGAGGCGGAAGGUAGAAUUUUAGCAACAAUCUGCGCUGCAGCGACCGCCCUAAAAAAACACGGCGUUGGCAAAGGCAAGAGGGUCACCACAUUCCCGACCUCUCAGGCUGCAAUGGAGAAAGACGGUGAUUACAUCUACUCACAAGACAGAGUUGUCGUCGAUGGCAACCUGAUCACCAGUCGCGGGCCUGGAACCGCGUUGGAAUUUGCUUUGGCUAUCACCGAGGCCUUGGUAGGAAAAGAACAGAUGGACGCCUUGGCCGAUAAUAUUCUUUUCAAAAAGUAAUUCUGAAAUGUGCAGAAAUAUGUAAGGAGCCCAUGUAUGGAGUGUGGAGCCUUAUGCAUAUUGCAUACAGAUUUUCCAGGUCAAUUUUCUUUUUUAAUAAAAUUUGACCGAGAAGAAUACAUAAUAAUAAUAAAUCACCCUGAAUAA
Molecule: messenger RNA, 845 nt
Organism: Neocloeon triangulifer
Lineage: Eukaryota; Metazoa; Arthropoda; Insecta; Ephemeroptera; Baetidae
Product: Parkinson disease protein 7 homolog
Exons: 4
Coding region: 132-698 (188 amino acids)
Biological process (GO): protein deglycation, glyoxal removal; guanine deglycation, glyoxal removal
Cellular component (GO): cytosol; nucleus
Molecular function (GO): protein deglycase activity
Source: RefSeq, a predicted model, not a curated record